UAACCCUUGACAACCAAACAGUCCAACUGACGAGCUGUUACUUUUAAGGAUUAAGGAGUUUUAGAGUAUGGUUUAAACUACCGAUCCAACUUUAUCCUCAGUGUUGAUCCAAAGGAUGGCUCCUAAGGCACGGAAGAGAUCAAAAAGUACUGCAGGCAGUAAAAGAAAAGGGAAAGGCAGAAGGAGUCAGGCUUCUACACCCCCUGGAGGUCACCAUGAUGAAAUCUUCCCCCUGGUCCUGACAUCCGCUACCCAGGAGCUCUUCGGUUGCUGUGCUGAUGAAGACGUCACGAAGAAGAGCCCCUACAAGCUGCUAAAAAAAGACGACAUCGUACAGGACAUGAAGACAAGAGCUGCAGUGUCUGAUUUCAGCCCAGUGAAGCAGAUUGUGCUUGAUUACCCAGAGGAAGAGAUGUUGUUGGUUUUUGAUGCAGACUUCAGAUAUGGUCAGAGCUUCUACUUGGUUCUGACGCCAGAAGCCAAAAGAAGAAUACUUAAAUCCCCAGAGACUGAAGCAUCAGAUGUGUUUGAGGCUGAAGUCAAUAAAACCCCACGAUCAAAGCACUGGAUUUCUCUUGGCAGCGAGAAGGAAAUAGACGAGGAACUUCUCAAGGAAACAAGAGAAAAGCUGAUGCUCAAAUUAAGAGUGGACCGGAUAUUUCGAUUGCCGAUCUGUUUUUCAGAUCACAACAGUGCAGAUUCUAAGGAUAGCCACCUGGAAUGUGCUUCCUACCAGGACAGUAGAUUCAACAUCAAGAAACUGCAGACUGAUUUUGGAAUUCAGGCUGUUCCCAAGCUACAGAGCAGCAGUACUCAGACACUGAGGAUGGUUCCAAAGGACACCUUCACACAGUACGAGCCAAGAGAGUUCAGCAACGAGGAACUAGAAAAUAUUCUUCAAGACGAGAGUCUGAAGAAUUGUUGUGCCAUACAGACCCCUAGGAUCUUGCAUGCCCUGCAACAAGAAGAGAUUAUGAAUGUGUUUAUUGAUGACUGGAAGGCUCUGGGGACAGGGCUUGAAGCUGGUGAAUGGUCCGGUCAGGUGUCUGAUAGUCUGGUGCUUCAUCAGAUCUUCACAAAUCAGAAGUACUCCAAGGACAAGAAAAUUAGUUGCCUUAACUGGCACCCAACGAUAUAUGGUGUGAUUGCUGUGGCUUUGAUAAAGAAAAAGGAGGAGCAGACAGAGGAAUCUCCGUUGUUACUCCCGAGACCAGCUUUCAUCGUCUUCUACAGCUUCUCUGACUCUUCUAAUCCCCAGUUGCUCCUGGAGUGCCCAGACGACAUUCUUGCAUUCGAGUUCUCCCCCUCUAAUCCAAAUAUUAUUGUUGGCGGCUGUGUGAAUGGCCAGGUUUUGUUAUGGGACAUCUCUGUUCAUGUCACCUACUUACAGGCAGCACACCCUGGCAGUAAAAAGGCCGCAGCAAAUCCUGACACAUUUGACCUCAAUGACAACGGAGAGAAUAAGACUCCUGUUGUGCGAUUCUCUGCAGUGUCAGCCUUGGAAACCAGCCACAAAGCCCCAAUUACUGAUGUGCAGUGGCUGCCACAAACAUUUGAGGUGACUGGGAUGGGUUUACCAGUGGAAAACAAGAUGAAAGUGUCUGUUCAGAUUACCACCUGCUCUCCUGACUGCACUAUACGUUUUUGGGAUGUGAGACUUGCAAAUCUGCUCAUUCAUACACCUUUGGACAGAAGGCAGACUGACCAGAAGACCCCAAUUACAGCCUGUAGCAUCCCUGAAACGUUCAAACACCUGGACAGGACAUGGAAACCAUUGUUCAGGGUUUCCCUGCCAAAGAUCGAUACCAAAGGAGAAUACGUUCCUUUGAAGUUCAGCUUUGAACAUUACACCUGCAGUACAGAAAAAGAUACAGAAAAUAAAUGGACAGAGAACCUUCCUGAGUACAGCCAACUCAGAAUGCCAUUGACUGAAAAACUGAAAGCAAUGGAAGAUGUCAAUACCAAAUUUUUUGUUGGGACAGAGAGUGGGGAGAUUGUUUACACUGACUGGAAACUGGAAAUCGACGAGUCUGGGCGGCCGCGCAGUGCCAAACCUCUUCUGUGUUUCAACACCCAUCAGUGGCUGGUGAACACAGCACAGCGAUCACCAUUCUUUAAAGACAUUAUUUUGACAACAGGAGGCUGGAAUUUUGCCAUUUGGAAAGAGGGAGUCAUGGGCGGCCCAUUGGUUGUGUCACAAUACUUUGAGCAGGAGUGCACUGUGGGAUGCUGGUCACUGUCCCGGCCAGCUGUUUUCUUCAUUGGGAAACAAGAUGGCAGUGUUGAGGUAUGGGACCUGCUGAAAAACUCCAGUGAACCACUACAACUUCAUGCUCACAUCAGCAACACCAAGAUAACCUGCUUGAAACCCUGGGCUGUCUCUGCCAAGCAGCACUUCCUGGCUGUGGCGGAUGAUCUUGGUGUUCUCCGUGUUUUUGAAAUUCCAAAGACCCUCUAUGUUCCCUCCAGGCAUGAGAGUUUAAGCAUGAAGAAAUACUUUGAACUUGAGACGGCGAACUUAAAGGACUAUUUAAGGAGAAAAGAAAUCUGGACCAAACAGGAAAAUGAGGAGGAGGAGCUCAAGAAAAUGGAACCUGGUACACCAGUGACGUGCCCAAAUGUCACUGUUUAUCCAGACAUAAAGGAGUACCAUGAUGAUGUGAUGCUAGAGGAGAAUUCCCUAAAGAGCAUAGGCAUGUGGCCCACUGGUGAAGAGAUAUAGAGGCAACGUUAGAAAGAUCCUGUCCCAGAGUAGGGCAGAAAAACUAUUUCAUUCAUUUGUUACUUCGAGGCCGGACUAAGUGGGGUUUCUGCAAACCUUAGAACUCAAUGGAAAAGGCUGGACUUAUAUUUUAUAUUACCAAUUCGCAUAAUAAACUUCAUUUGGACACCUGGCGGAGGCCCAGGGGACGGCCCAGGAGGCCCAGAGGACGGCCCAGGACACACUGGAGGGACUAUGUCUCUCGGCUGGCCUGGGAACGCCUUGGGCUCCCCCCAUAGGAGCUGGAGGAGGUGUCUGGGGAGAGGGAAGCCUGGGCGUCUCUACUAAGUCUGGCGCCCCCGCACCCCAGUUCUGGAUAAUGUGGGAGACGAUGAGUAUGAGUACGAGUAAUUUAAAUUAAGUCUAUAUGAUUGGACCAUGUAGAUUUGAUUUUGUAUUUCUGGGUGUGAAUUGGAUCUUGUAAAGUGCCUUUAGAUAACCCCUAUUGUGAAUUUGUGGCGUAUAAAUUAACUGAAUUGAACUAAUAAUUAAGAACCAAAGAAAAUAAUAGAAUAGGAACUACGGUAUAUAGGUAGUAAAUAGUUUUUUUUUAUAAGCAACAGCUAUAAAAAUAUUCAGGCUCGCCAAAAACGGUGUGUCUGUCAUAGUUGUUGUAUCUUUGGUAGACACUUCACCCUCGUUGCCUGCUGAUAGUGGUCAGAAGGCCCGGUGGCACCGAUUGUAUGGCAGCCUCAGUCUUCCCCAGGGCAGCUAUGGCUACUGUGUAGCUUUCCACUGUCAGUGUAUGAAUGUGUGUAUGAAUAAGUGAAUAACUGAAUGUAGUGCAAAGUGCUUUGGGGUCUCUGGGGAUUUGGAAAAAAAACACUAUACAAGUUACACUAUAUACAUAUUUAACCUUUCACCAUUCUGACAAAAGUUGAUAAAAAUUUUCAUGACAAAGUCUCUGUAAACUGUCUGAACAAACAUGUAUAAAAUUAAAAACAGAAUCAAAAGUUUAAACUUUAUUUUACCUAAAACAUUUGAAUUGUUUCAAGCAACCACAGAUAA
Girardinichthys multiradiatus is the source of this 3769-nucleotide messenger RNA. It is a transcript of the gene dnai3, whose product is annotated as dynein axonemal intermediate chain 3. The record is from RefSeq and is a predicted model, not a curated record. Gene Ontology annotation, biological process: inner dynein arm assembly; cilium movement involved in cell motility. Gene Ontology annotation, molecular function: dynein light chain binding; dynein heavy chain binding. Gene Ontology annotation, cellular component: inner dynein arm. Lineage: Eukaryota; Metazoa; Chordata; Actinopteri; Cyprinodontiformes; Goodeidae. The coding region runs from base 116 to 2722 and encodes 868 amino acids. The transcript has 24 exons.